AUGGCAAACAAGUGCGAACUGUGUAACAAAUAUUACAAUGGCCAAUUAGAAGGCAUUAAGUGUACUAAAUGCGGUGGUCUAAAUCAUAAACUAUGUGUAGCAUCAACUAGUUUGGGCAGGUGGAUAUGUGAGAAGUGUAAGCCGCCAGCGCCACGGUCAACAGAUGGCAGUCCCAAAACAAAGACGGCAAAUUGGACUGACGAAGUCGUUCAAGAGGUGAGGCUAAUACGGGAAGACAUCUCCACCCUGAGAAGUGAAUUAUCAGCCUUCCGUAACGAGCUGGCUCGCGUAUCGACCUACAUAAACGAAUUUAAUGUAAGACUCGCCGGGGCCGAAGAAAAAAUCGCCAUCCUGGAGCAACAGGCGGCCGUUAAGCAACCGCACACUGGUGAGAUGGAACUUGUGGCCUCCCUGGAAAGGAGGUUAAACGAAUAUGAGCAAAAUAAUCUGAGAAAUGACAUCGAACUCACUUGCAUACCUGAAACUCCAGGUGAGAAUCCGACACACAUAAGCCUCACUAUUGCAAAAAAGCUGGGUGUGCGAUUGCAAGACCAAGCCAUUACGAGUGCAUGGAGAAUGGGCAACAAUCGCGGCAAACAAGGUGACUCAAAUAAUCAUAGCACAGGUGAGCUCAGUUCGGAGGUGGUCAGUGGUAGGCGGCCGAAGGCUAUUGUUGUGCGAUUUGCAAGCCGACAAGUCCGUGAUGAGCUAUUACGUGCUGCACGAAGUCGACGAGGCAUCGACACGUCAGACCUGGACCUGGGCGUCGGGACCCAGAAAGCAUACAUCAAUGAGAGACUUACAUCUACAAACCGCCGCCUAUUUUACCUCGCUCGCAAGGAAGGAGCCGCUCAUAACUGGCGUUUCGUGUGGACUAGGGCCGGACGAGUUUACGUAAGAAAAGACACAACAACAGAAAUUCAGUGCAUUCAAACAGAAACUCUCUUGAAUGUACGCUCGCUAUUCACCGGCUCGGACGAAUUGUAUGCUAGCCUAGAAAAAUUUUCUCCAGACAUUUUGGCACUGAAUGAAACAUGGACCAGGGAAGGAAUGGAGAAAUACAUGCCACCCUUACCCGGGUAUACUUUCAAACACGCUCCAAGAGCAUCGGGAAGAAGAGGCGGGGGAGUCGGCUUUCUUAUCCGUAAAGGUCUUCGUGCUCGCGUCCGUCCACACCCUCCGGCUGCGUUGGAACAGAUGUGGCUAGAAAUAUCCCUACCUAAAGCAGGAAGAAUCGCCGUCGGCACCGCCUAUAGACCGGAGUCGGUGAAGUUAGGUUUAGCUAUGGAUGCUCUCAGUGACUCUAUUAGCUCGUUUGGCCGAUGUGCGCAUGUCUUUUUACUAACCGACUUCAACGUUGAUAUGUUGAACACCGAGAAGGGCAAAUCGUCUGAGCUGGCUGCUGUGUUGAUGCAGCAAAACCUGCAUCAAAUGGUAUGUGAACCGACGCGUAUCUCGAACACAUCUGCAACGCUUUUAGAUCUUAUAAUAACAGAUGUCCCUCACAUGUGUAAAUGUGUUAAGGUAGUCCAUAACCCUAUACUUAGCGACCAUGCAAUGGUAAUUUCGGAAUGGCGAAUGAAGAAGCCCAAGCCGCGACCUCAAUAUAAAUAUGUCCGCGCGCUGAAUACAAUAAUACUAGAAGACUUUGAUAAAGAUUUGCAAUGUCAACCGUGGAAUGAGGUGUUAUACGAAACAGAUGUAAAUAAGAUGGUUCAAAGUUUUAACAAACUAAUUACCUAUUUAUUUGAUAAACACGCUCCCUUAAGAAAGAUUCGUAUAAAUGUAUCGCCAAGACCGUGGAUUACCGAAACAAUAAAAGCAAUGAUGAGACUUAGAAAUGAUGCUUUUGAUAGGGCUCGACGAUCUAAAAACGAAGUUCACAUGCGAUAUUAUAAGGACCUAAAAAAUGUAGUUAAUACUGCUUUACAAAAUGAAAAAAGGGCUUUCUUUACGCAGUAUGUCAAUGGAAAUAGCAAUGCAAAGAGCAUGUGGAGAUAUCUUAAACAAGUUGCUUUAAAUACAGAGUCAAACAGCAUUGAUUUGAUUCCAGAUCAUCUCCGUAACUCCAAUGAAAUCAAUGACUUCUUUUUGAAAUUGCCCGACCCACCUAUCGUUGAUAAUUCUUAUAUGAGUAGUUUUAGAGAUAAUAAAUUCACCGACGCAACCUUUCAUAUCCAAACUUGCACCACAGACUCAGUAAAAAAAAUCAUAUUACGCAUACAUACUAAUGCUGCAGGAUACGAUGAAAUAACAAUCAACAUGAUAAAAAUGACUUUAUCGGUCACACUUCCCAUAAUUACCAGAAUGGUGAACAUGUCCAUUGCAAACCAAACAUUUCCUGACGCAUGGAAACUGGCCAAAAUCAAACCUCUACCCAAGAAAACAGACGACGCCUGCAGUUGGUUCAAGUCAUUCCUGACCAAUAGAAGACAAUUUGUCGCCUUUGACGCAGAGAUGGAGUGUUUUCGAUCGGAGGUCAAACCUAUUGGUCGUGGCUGUCCCCAAGGCUCAGUAUUAAGUCCCGCCCUAUUUGAUAUUUACACUAGCGAUUUACUCCAAUACAUUAAGCAUGGGAAAAUCCACUUGUAUGCCGAUGACACACAAGUAUACUACGCAAUCGACCCAAACUCUCCACAAAAAACUAUAAUACAAAUAAAAGAAGAUUUGGGCGCUAUACUAUCAUGGGCAAACAAGAAUGCGUUGUUAGAUUACAAGUCGUUAUGGCCGAGAAAUGUAAUAUGCGUGAAGGCAGACGUUCGAAGUCAGUGUGUUUUCGAUGCUGGUAUGGCUUUAGUGCAACAGAGCAAGCGUGCGUCUACAUUGAUAGGUAUCAGCAUUUUGGGCCCUGGAUGUUCGUUACCAUCAAGAUUCAUUCCCUUACUGCCCUAUAUUCAAUGGAUAAAUGAAAAUCUGCCCAGGGAAAUAAAAACACGUCGAAAAGGAACCGAAAAUGAGACAAAAUCGUUGGAUAUGCCUGGCGAAGAGUUGGAUAAAGAAGACGAUUUUGUUAUUGAGAAAUUGAACGAUACUAUCAUGGUAUUGAGGCCGGACCUAGCACAAGUAACAGACAAACAUGGUGAAUGUACAGAUAUAGACGGAGAGAUCAUGUACAAAGACGAGGGACGUUUGGACGCGCUGGGGCUAACUGCAGUCGGUACAUAUGUGUUUUCCCUCUACGAUAUCUACUACGAGAAAAUCACAUGCGUCAUGGUCCGAGUGUCUUGCACUAAACGGACCCCGAGCAAACUCUGGUACGAUAUAGGAUUUCAUCAAGAGGACUUAGACCCUUACAUACAGACGGUGCCCAUGUACAAAAGGAAUCAAACAGUCCCGCCAAAGGUGUUAUUUGUAAAGGAGAGAUAUUCAAAACACGAAAAAUUCAAGACCGCACAUAUAGUCUUUAAGUUUCUAUUCAAAGAUGAAGCUAAGAUUCUUGUGGAAUUUUACGGGAGGAAGACAACAACAGCACAUCCGCUCUUGGAAGAUUAUUUAGAUUAG
Molecule: messenger RNA, 3501 nt
Organism: Leptosia nina
Lineage: Eukaryota; Metazoa; Arthropoda; Insecta; Lepidoptera; Pieridae
Source: the annotation of a GenBank genome assembly